Messenger RNA from Dinoponera quadriceps, 2120 nucleotides. Its product is annotated as chondroitin proteoglycan-2-like. The transcript is spliced from 3 exons. Gene Ontology annotation, cellular component: extracellular region. The record is from RefSeq and is a predicted model, not a curated record. Gene Ontology annotation, molecular function: chitin binding. The coding region runs from base 262 to 1032 and encodes 256 amino acids. NCBI's taxonomy places the organism in Eukaryota, Metazoa, Arthropoda, Insecta, Hymenoptera, Formicidae.
ACGAAAACUCAUCAGCCGAGCUUCCUCGGCUGCCACGACACUCGACACGACAGACAGAAACACAGAGAGGAAGAGAAAGAAAGAGAGAGAAAGGGAGAGAAAGAAAAAAGGAGAGAAAGGCAGAGAGAGGGAAAGAAAGACAGAGAGAGAGAGAGAGAGAGAGAAAGAGAAAUAUUUUUCGAAUAUAUUCCAAGCAUUCGGAAUAUUUCGCCGACUAGGGAUUAACAUUUCGAGAUUAAUCCGCCGUACUGCCUUCUCAGGAUGUUGCAGCAGAUCCUUCCACUCGUCCUAGUGCUCUUGGCUGCGCAGGGCUCUCUAACCCAGAAGCAACAGCAGGAGGAUCCUUGCCAGACGAAGUCGCGAGUGGUAGGUGACAUCGACUAUUGCGAUCGUUACUGGGAAUGCGUGAACGGUCGUCCUGAGCUCUUCGAUUGUCCGAACGGUCUCGUGUUUGCCGGUAAACAUCGUGGCGUCACCGAAGGUUGCGAUUAUCCUUGGAGAGCGAACUACUGCGACGGUAAACGCCAGGCGAACCCGCCGAUUCAGACCGAUCAUUGCGACUGGCUCUACGGUAUCUUCGGUCAUGAGACUUCCUGCACCAGGUACUGGACUUGUUGGAACGGCACUGCCACCGAGCAAUUGUGCAUAGGCGGCUUGCUCUACAACGAGCGGGCGAGGUCCUGCGACUGGCCUGAAAACGUCGAAGGAUGCCAGAAGCAUCCCCUCUGCAACGACGACGCUAACGGCAACGUACCUCUCGGCAAGUCGUGCAACCGAUAUUGGCAAUGUCAGGGCGGCUAUCCGCGCCUGCAACGCUGCCCGGCCAUGCUGGUGUUCGACAGGAGGUCCCUGAGGUGCGUUGUACCACCGACGGAGGACUGCGACGUCCCGACGACACCGCCGCCAACUGAGGGCGAGUUGCCCGAUGGUCGCAACGAGCAGGAACCCGAAGAGGAGAACUUGCCACCUGGUGUGCCGCCUUUGCCGGCAGGCGCGCUGCCGAUUCCCCUGCGCGCGCGCCCUAGGAAUUAGGAGUCUCGUCGGAAGGACGAAGGAAGCGACACGUUGUCUCUUCAGCGAGUGAAGUCCUGCGGUACCGAGCUCGUCGAUCGUCGUAACGAUCGGUUCGCAGAAUUCCAGAGGUUCUCUCGUCGGGUCUCACCCGAUUCCCCAUGAUCCUGUAGAUUCGGAACCCUCGUAGUUCCCGAAGAAUUGAGUUCGUUGAGAUUCUAAAUCCUGAUGUUCCUGAAUACUUGAAAUUGUCCUGAAUUAUCUGAAGUGUCAAUUGGUCUAUUUUUUUUUAGCUGCACUAGUUCAGCAAUGCAGCUAAGAAGAACAGAUCAAAAGUCUCAUUGAUAAUUCUCCGAGAUUGUCCAGAAAACUUAUAAAGGGCUUCCUCGUUACUUUCAUUUUGGAACUUUUAGCGACGUAAUUGUCGAAAAUUCUUAAAAAAUAUACAAAACACUCUAGAUAUCUUAUUAAUAUCUUAUUAACUAGAAAAGCCGGAAUAAAAUUAAAAAUAAAAGAUACAGGUCAGUUAAAAAGUUUUGGGACGGAUAAAAGAUAUUGAGGCUAAAAAGCACAAAUUGUCAAAAGAUGGAAAGAAACGAUGAAAUGUGCAAAAUUAUUAAUGGAAAAGACACAAAACGGAAUGAAAGCAAGGAACUGUAAAGACUAAAAUGCUAAAAGCGGUUGUUUAGUGAGGAAUUUCCAGUCCUAAGGACUGAGACUCGUCGACACACCGACCGAUCGAGCUCUCCUCCCUCCCCCGCGAAUAGAGACUCGUAUUAUCGAUUAAUAAUAAUAUUAAUUAUAAACAUCUCGUUAUUCGGUUUUAAGACCGUCUACUAAUUUGCCUUUAUCACCUCGGUCGAGAUGUAAAUAUUUUUCCCAAUCCUUUCACUCCUUUUCCCUCCUAUCCUACCAUUUCCUCCUCCUCAUCGUUCUUAAUCGUAAGAUAUAUACGUAGAUCGCGAUCGAAAAAUUGUACGUUGUAUAUUUUUUUAUACGCGUGUCCAGAUUUUAUUCGAUGUUGCCUGGCUGUACAUUGUUACACUCUAUUUAUCAUAAAUAUACAUUUUAUAUAUGUAUUACAUAUAUAUCGUAUUAUAAAUACACUA